ACACAAAUCACUUCAAAGAUGAUUGUUUCACUGGCAUUCGCGUUGUUGUUUCCCUCUUUAUUGAUGUCUAUGGUGACGAAUCAUAAUUAUACGAUUUUUGUCGACGAUGGUGGAACACCACACCUGAUCGACAUGAAUGAACCUAAAUUCACGCAGACAGAACUCGAGGAGUUAGCUAAAUCCGCUGAAAAAACUACCUUCUAUUUGUACACUCGAAGUAAUCCCGUAAUUGGACAGGAGCUGGUCAUCGACGAUAUAGACAGUGUAAAAAAAAGUUUUUGGAAUCCUGAUCAUCCCACUCGACUGGUCACGCAUGGAUGGAAAGGAAAUAGCGGACAACCCGCUUGCACUCAGAUUCGAGACGCUUAUCUCAACGUUGGCGAUUAUAAUAUCAUCCUGAUCGACUGGCGGGAAGUAGCCAAACACAUAUAUUUGAAGGCCGUGAGAAAUAUGCCAUUAGUGUCACAACGCGUGGCCCUUCUGAUAGACUUCUUAGAAAACAAUGCAGAUCUCGAUCCUAACAGAACCACGGUAAUCGGAUUCUCCUUGGGAGCACAUGUCGCUGGUCUUAGCGCUCGUUUCGCGACUAGCGAGAUCGGCGAAGUAGUCGCUUUAGAUCCCGCGGGACCUUUUUUCGAAUCAAAAAAACCAGGAGAAAGAACGGACAAGUCUGACGCGAUUUACGUACAAGCGAUUUACGUACAAGUGAUACACACUUGUACGAAGGCUCUGGGUAUAAAAUUGGCAAUCGGCACUUCUGAUUUUUAUGCCAAUGGCGGCGGAGAGCAACCAGGAUGUGAUCCGAUCAGAUGGAUCGGUGAUAGCAAAGCGAGUUGUUCGCACUCGAGAGCUUACCAAUAUUAUGUCGAAUCCAUCACAAAUCCUACAGGUUUUCGCGUUGAUAAUGUGUUUAUGGGAGGACCAUCCCUCGAUUUGAACGCAAAAGGCGUUUAUACUCUGAAAACAGCCAACCAACCACCAUUUGCCCUGGGAUAACAAUUAACAUUAUUGUUGUACGAUAUUAAGAAAUAAAUUUUUUUUAUUUCAAA
Solenopsis invicta (red fire ant) is the source of this 1049-nucleotide messenger RNA. RefSeq names its product pancreatic triacylglycerol lipase. Gene Ontology annotation, molecular function: lipase activity. The record is from RefSeq and is a predicted model, not a curated record. The transcript has 7 exons. Gene Ontology annotation, biological process: lipid metabolic process. The coding region runs from base 19 to 996 and encodes 325 amino acids. Lineage: Eukaryota; Metazoa; Arthropoda; Insecta; Hymenoptera; Formicidae.